Messenger RNA from Saccharomyces kudriavzevii IFO 1802, 546 nucleotides. RefSeq names its product Mcm16p (gene MCM16). The coding region runs from base 1 to 546 and encodes 181 amino acids. The record is from RefSeq and is a predicted model, not a curated record. The transcript has a single exon. Lineage: Eukaryota; Fungi; Ascomycota; Saccharomycetes; Saccharomycetales; Saccharomycetaceae.
AUGACCAGUGGUACUGAAGAGCAAUGGGAAAGGAUUCGACAGUUGGAACAGGAGCAUGUGGAAGUAUAUAAGGAACUAUUAGUCGCGUUGGAUAAACUGUACCUGACCAGAAAACACGAUCACACAAUAGCACUGAGCUCCAGCCAACAGCGCCUCUUGGAAACAAGACACCAGCUAGAAAUUAGUCUUGAAAGAAGCGGCGUUCUUAUUAGACUGUUGGAGAAACCGGACAGUAGCAAUAUAUUAUUUACAAAACUACAGAACCUCUUAGAUGAAAGCAAUUCUCUGGAUAGCGAGCUCUUGCAGUCAUUAGGCGCACAAUCUUCAUUGCAUGAACAAUUGGCCAAAUCAAGACUACAGCGAGAUCAGCUUAUGUCAAAUCUGAUAGAGGUAUCCUCGAAGUUCCCCAAGGCAAAUCCAUUUCCAGAAGAUGGCGAUACUGCUGGAAAUCAGGUUGAGAUGGAAAAGGAGAAUGAAACCAUACAGGAAUUGAUAAUUGCUUUACAAAUACAUUCCGGGUAUACGGACAUAUCCUAUGCAAUUUAG